Dentiscutata erythropus is the source of this 375-nucleotide messenger RNA. The record is from the annotation of a GenBank genome assembly. Lineage: Eukaryota; Fungi; Glomeromycota; Glomeromycetes; Diversisporales; Gigasporaceae.
AUGCCUCGUCCUAAAAAAGUUUUUAGUAAUUGCAAAAAUGCUCGUAUUAGUAAAAUAAAUAAAUCUUAUAAAAAACUAUCAACUUCAAUUAAUACCAAUUUUAUUAAUUCUUUAGCAGAAUAUCAAUAUAAUUUUAUUACAAAUGAAUCUCAAUCUAAUCAAAUACAAGAUUUUCAACAAAAUAAUUUACAGAAUAUUAUAAACACAGAUUUUAAUUUAGAAAAAGUAAAAAAUGAUUUAAUAACAAAAAUUAAUUAUUUAUCUGAAGAAGAGUUAAAAUCAUAUUCUCAACUACUUAUUAAUAUGACAUACAAAGAUGGAUUAUAUAAAAGAAAAAUUAUAUCACCCUAUCUUCAAAAAAAAGCUAUGGAAUAG